GAGGGAGGGUGACUUGCGUGAGGGAGGGGGAAAAAUGGGUGGACGGAAAGUCCCCGCGUGGAAAUCCCCUUGACUUGGGCUUUUUCUCCCCUCCGCUCUCUUUCUUUUUUUUCACACAUGGUUUUAAACGCUCUCGUCGGCGUCCACGCGUGCACUCGUCGUGAACGAGAAGGCUCGUCAAAGUGCGAGCGGUACCCCCCGCCUUCCCCGCCCUCCCAAAAAGAUUACCGCGCCGAGAGGAGAAGCUCGAAUGGCGCCGAGCGAGAGGACGAGGCCGCCGAGCAUCCGGCGGCUUUUGUUGUAGCGCCAGCCCGCCGCGCACGUCGGACAGUUUCCGCCUCGUACCGCCGCCGCCGCCGCUCGGCCCCCGCCGGUCCCCGACCCUCGCCGCCAUGUCGCAGGGCCAGAACUUCCUCCCCAAGUUCCUGUUCGUGUCCAACCUGCUGAAGGCGGUGAAGAUCCGCCAGCGGGUGCCCAACGACGUGCUGAAGCCGGCGGCCAGCGGCGGCCUCAUGCACCACCUGCGCGGCAUGCACCGCUACACGCUGGAGAUGAUCGCCAUGAACCACUUCCCGCAGGCCUUCCGCGAGGUGGUGCAGGCCGCCAUCUUGGACCGGGCCAUGCAGGCCUCGUUGGAGCAGGAGAAGAAGCUCAACUGGUGCCGGGAGGUGAAGAAGAUGGUCCCUCUGCGCACCAACGGAGAUGGCAACUGUUUGCUCCACGCCGCCUCCCAGUACAUGCUGGGCGUCCAGGACACGGACCUGGUCCUCCGGAAAGCCCUCCACGGAGUCCUGAAGGAGACGGACACCGGCGUCUUUCGGGCACGCUUCCAGGCCCAGCUUCUGCACUCCCAAGAGUUCACCCAGACGGGCCUCCGCUACACCACCACGAACUGGGAGGACGAGUGGGACAAGAUCGUCAACAUGGCCUCUCCCGUCUCCACUAGCAACGGCCUGCAGUUUGACUCGCUGGAGGACAUUCACAUCUUCGUCCUGUCCAACAUCCUGCGCAGACCCAUCAUCGUCAUUUCAGACCAGGUGCUGCGGAGCAUGAAAUCGGGUUCCACCAUCUCCCCCCUCAACGUGGGCGGGAUUUACCUCCCGCUGCACUGGCCGCCGGCCGAGUGCUACAAGUACCCCAUCGUGCUGGGCUACGACUCGCAGCACUUUGCGCCCCUCGUCACCAUCAAAGACAGCGGCCCCGAAAUCCGAGCCGUGCCGCUGAUCAAUCCCGGACGAGGAGGCUUUGAGGAGCUGAAGGUGCACUUCCUGAUGGAGAAGGAGCAGCGGCUGAAGGAGAGCCUCCUCAAAGACUACCUGCUGCUCAUCGAGAUCCCCGUCAUCGGAUUGGGAUGCGACGCCACGCGCAUCAUCAACGCCGCACGGUUGGAUGAGGGCAACCUGCCGGAGGACAUGAACCUGAUGGAGGACUACCUGCAGCUGGUCAACCACGAGUACCAGCGCUGGCAGGAGGACAAGGAGCAGGCGUGGGCGGCCCAGCCCCAGCGCCCGCCGCCCUUCUCCGUCUCGCAGCUGUCGCUCAUCGAGAUCCGCUGCGCAACGCCGCGCUGCACCUUCUACGUGUCAGUGGACACGCAGCCGCACUGCCACGAGUGCUUCGAGAAACGCCAGGCCAGCGCCGGCCGGAUAGAAGGUCCGGCGCACGGCAAGGGCGGCGGCGUUUUGGACGGCGGCCAGGGCAGCUCCAGGGGGGGCUGCAGCGGCAGCCCGCCCUCGUCCUCGUCCGGCCGGGCGGCGGCUCCGUCGGGCCCGGACUCGGCCCCGCCGCCCACCGCGCCCAGCCUCAGCCUGUACAGCGAAACGCACGCCAUGAAGUGCAAAAGCCCCGGCUGCCUCUUCACCCUCAGCGUGGAGCACGCCGGGCUGUGCGAGCGCUGCUUCAACUCCAGGCAGAACCCGGACGCCGCGGCCCCCCGCGCCCUCGCCGCGCAGGAUCCCGGCGGACGCAACCGCUGGGGGGUGGAAGCCGAGCGCUGCGGCGCGUGCAGGCAGGAAGCUUUUCGGAUAUUCAACGGGCUGUGCGCGCCCUGCGCGCAGAUGCGGCCGGCUCCCCAAGCGGGGGAGCCGCGGCCCGGCCGGCCCGGGACCGAGGCCCCGUCCGCGGCCCGGGGCCGGGGGCCCGGGGACCCCGAGCGGCCGGCCCGCGGCUCCGCCUGGCAGGCCCCGCUCGCCCGCCCCUGCAAGAGAUCCGGUUGCCAGUUCUUCGGCACGCCCGAGAAGUUGGGCUUCUGCACCAUUUGCUACGUUGACUAUCAGACCAACCACCACCUGACACCUCCCGCCCCGGUCCCGGUCCCGGUCCUGAUCCCGGCCCCGGUCCCGAUCCUGACCCCGGCACCGGACCCAGCCCCGGCCCCGGCGCAGGGCCGGCACGGCGCGGAGGCGGGCUUCCAGAACGCGGCGCGGUGUCGCGGGCCAGGCUGUGGCGCGCUGGGCAAGGCCAUGCUGGAGGGCUACUGCGACAAGUGCUACGUCAAAGAGCAAAGCGCACGGCUCAACCAGGCCACGCAUCGCGCGCCCCGCUCCCCUCCACCCGUGGCGCGCGAGCGAGCCACCAAACCCCGAUCCACGCAGCAGUCGCAGACGCAGACGCAGACGCAGACGCAGUGCCGGCGCAGCGGCUGCAGCAACGUGUCCCCGGGCUGCACGGACCUCUGCCCCGAGUGCCACACGCGGGGGGGCCAGGGCCGAGACGCCGGCCGGCGGGCGCAGGCGCCCAAGGAGAAGUCCAAGCAGCGCUGCCGGACGCAGGGCUGCGACCACUACGCCAACCAAGAGAAGCAGGGCUACUGCAACGAGUGCCACCACUUCAAACAGAUCUACCGCGGAUGAGCGCCGCCCCGCCGUCCCGACCGCUCGCUGGCUAGUGACUAACCCCGUGACCUUGGGGCCUGAAAAUCACCCCCGUCCCCCCCCUCCCUGUUCAACACCCUUUCCUCCCCCGUGUAGAAUGUGAAGACCGAGUGCGUGCGCACGCGGGGUGGGGGGGGAUAAGCGAACGCGUGAGUGCGCGUGGCGGAGCGUGCGCGCGGUCGACAUGGCUUCCGCCAUACCUCUUUGUGCAGUCGAGACCAUUCGACGAGCUGCGGCCGCACGUGUACAAAAUGUAUUUCAAGGUACCUGCCCACUCGUGCCGGACGCAAUGAUUGUAUGCUUGUACGUCGAACGAAAGCAUCCGCUUCUUUUUUUGUUUUUUUAGACUAGUGAUUCCCAACCUCGUGUGAGCUGGGGCGCAUUCAUUUGGAAAUGUCGCCACUCCGAACAGUCCCGGAAAGGGAUAUGCCGCAGCGUGAGAUGGUGGCAAAGCACUACUUUUGCUUCAACCUUGUUCCGUGGCAUAAGAUUUAAUAGGAACGCAAUCAAAGUUCCAAACGCCAAAUCGGUGAGUUUUGUCUGCAAACGGGCCAAGCCGCGAGUCUCGUACAUGCGGAUGUGCCCCGCCAUUGCGACCGCCAAAUGAAGCGUAGUGCAAACGCCCUCGAAAAGCAGCGGCCGGCGUUGUUUGAGUUUGAAACCAAAGAGAUUGGCAGGCACGCGGCAAAGACCACCCAUGACGACUUUUUGGGGCACCGUGGCGUGGCAUCUUGGGCUGCGACGGAAAGAUCCGAUUUGUAGUCAGCGACGUUUGGUGGAAUCGGAUGAAACGGGAAGGUGCCGCGGCAUCACCCCGGUUGGGAAUCGCUCUUGUCCACCGCAGCCAAGGGUUUCGAGCCCUCGUCUGUCUGUCUGUCUUAGCAUUUGUUCUCCAGGGUACGACCAACCAAAAUCCCCCCCCAGCCCCCACUUGAAAUCCUUCAGAAAAAAGAAGCGAGCUCUUACAAUCAACCCGGUGUGAGUGCUCCUUUGAGGGAACCGCACCUUUGUAGAUGCAACUGACAGUUAUGCCCAACAAAUCGAUGGGUGUCCAAACCAACAUGGGAUGGGGAUGGGGGUGGGGGGGUGGGGGAGAUAUAGAAGCACCGUAUAUCUUCCAGCCACUGAGGUCUCAGAAAUGCACUUUUAUUUUUUUAAGGCAAGGCUGAGCAGGGUAGAGACUUGCCAAAAGGUGGCUGGUCUCCUUUGUCCGACGUGACAUUGAAGCGGCGGGGCUCCGUUUUCCUGAGCUGACGUCGCCUUCAUUUGGGCCGAAGCGCAACGCGGUGUCUUUUGUGAUAUUUACAAAAAAAGACAACAAAGCGGGAUUCUCACAAAAAGCAAUUUGCCGUCCUAAAGAGGAAAGUCGUCAUCUCAUUUUUCAAAAUUGUUAUUUUCCAAGACAAAACAAAAGCAUUGCUCUUGGAAGAGUGUGACUUUACUCCCGAAAAUACAUUGUGGGGUGGGGUGGGGGGGUGGGGGGCUUCCGACUCUUCCCUCCUAUUACGACUUUUUCUCCUUCUUUUCCUUUGACAAUUCUUAACGUGGCUCAACUCGAAUACUUGGCCUCGUCUCACCAGCUCCUUUUCCACCUCCUUUGCUUUCGGGCCACGUCAUCGCGCCGCAUACGCAUGGAAAACAUCCUUAUUUUUGAAAGUUGCCAUGUGUGCGUGGACUCAAGUCUCUGUAGUGUCAUCUUGCGAGACAGACGGGGCAGGCGCCCGCCGGUUGUGGUGCCGCACGCAACGCGGUCGGGCGUUGACGCCGUACCUUUCGCAAGCCCCGCUCACAACAGAUCAGUUGCCUUGGAUGUUGUUUUUUGCCUCUUUGCCGACCGCUUCGGCACCUUCACGCAGACCACAUGCACAGGAGCGCGCAUGCGCACGCACGGACCGUUGAAUUGCCUCCUCGGUCCGGCGCAAAGUAUCUGAAUGUGUUUUUGCCCCAGUCACGUAUCGGGGCUGAUCCUCCGCAAGUUUUUGCCUUUACGACGGACCGGGGGAGCCUGAUCCCCGCCUGAUCAGCGCUCCCGCUAUUCUUCUUCUUCUUCUGAUAUCAACCCUCCUGUUAUGUCACUGGUCACUCACAGCCAAAAGUUCUUUCGGAUCCCGAUUUUGACAAGUCGAGGACUAAAGAUGGAUUGAAACCGCUCCGGCAGUUGCUCAUUGUUUUGGAAGCAAAUUUGCUGCCGUGACAGAAAAAGUUUGUUUUGCGCGAUGAAUCUUUCCAAGUGUCACGUUUCAAUGCGAUGCGUUUCAUGUUGUGAGAAGUUCCGCACUUGACAAAUGAUCACGUUUGAAUUGGGCUGACGUUAUCACUUGUCAACGUGAUCGUUUUUACGCCACUCGUAAAAACUCUCCAUGCGUAUAAAUCAUACACGAGACGUGGCCUUAGCUUUCUUUGGUAGAUUUUUUUUUUUUUUUUUUUUACAUUGCUGCAGAAGUGCGGCAAAGUGGCCUCGACACUACCUUUUACUUGAAGAGAGACCAACAGGGCUCCGUCAGUGACGUGCACCUGUCUCACGUCGUCUCGUUUUGAACUUCUCGCGUUAACAACGUGAAUCUCAUCGUGUUCAAAUGGGAAAUUGAUCACAUUAUCAUAUUUCUGUGUGUGGUCUAGCAGCGGUGCACUUCCACGGUAAUGAGAUGUCGUUUCAUGUGACAAUUCCCCCCACCAAAAAAAAAAAAACUUUCUUAUCACCUUCUGUGAUAAUGACACAGGAAUUGACCCAGGAAGAAACAAGCUUGCUUUUUCCUGAGCUUGGCAACUAACAGGAGGGUUGAAGUGCAUUUGUGAAUAUGGAUCUGGGUUCGUGCUGCGGGACCUUCCGACCUGAUGCCUCACCUCUCAACACACACUCAAAACACACGUGUGCGUCUCAAAACUGACAUUCCUCUUUUAUUUUUUUACUUGGGGAUUUUUGUGGGUUUCAGUUCCAGAUGUAUUUUAAUACUAGCUUUGGGUUCCUUUUUUGGUGGAGUUUUAUUUGCCAAAAUAAUGUACACGUGCCAUCAAGCGCCAAACGGUUGUUGUUAUACCUCCUUAAAAAUGGCCGCCUCGGACAAGCUAGACAUUUCUUUGAUACAGUGGAACGCCCACCCAUCAAACGCCCUAAAACUUGAACAAUCUGAGUUUGUAAUCAGUUUUUUCUUGCACUGGAGGGUGAUCUUUCCUUCUUGUAAGGCCUUAAAAUAUUUGUGAAUGCGACCGCGACUAAUAAAUAGCUGAAAAUAUGACGCUAGGAAGCCCCACAACCAAAAAUAGCAUUCCAUUAAGAAUUAAAAGGUUUUUUCUCCACAAAAUGGCCCUAAAAGUCUUAAAUUUGACUCCCCAAAUAAGUGACAUUGCGAGAAUAAUCACACUUUUUCAAGUUUCUUAAAUUUGACUCUAAAUAAAUCAAUUAGAAUGAACAUUCAUAAUCAGGUUUUUACCAAGCAGAUGCUCCUUUUGCUAGCAAAGUGACUGUUAUGAAAAUGACCAGAGAAGCUUUCAAGUGAUCAGAGUGGCCUUGAGUUUGUUCCCGUUCAUGAAAUUUGAGUCACGAUCAGAAUUUGUAAAUCCCACAAUGGCUCAUGGCUGGGACUAAAGAGACCCCCUAAAACAAACAAACGGCCCACUCUUCUCCCCUGUCUGUUUGACGUUUGCCAGUCGUCUGAGCAAUUUGAACUUGAUUUCACUUUCAGACCACAAUGACACAAUGUGCACGUGAUAACUCGUACCCUGAAAUGGACCACAAUUUGCUUACAAACUCUAGCAUCUUCAAAGGCUACCUCGUUUUAUUUAACUUUAGAAUGCGGACAUUGUCUUAUAUGAUUGACGUGUCCGAGAUCGUCUUAAAAUUGACCUUUUGCAAUCAUUUCUUCAAGCUAACAUUGAUAGCAUUGAAGCUAACGGUUAGCAGGAAAAUAACCACAGGAGUUUAAAGAUUGUGGCAGUUAUGGCACAUUUUCCUCAUGUCCGGGCCUCAAAAUUGGACCGCCGGGGGUUUAAAUAUUGAAGUAUCAUUGUUGUAUGGCGGCUACAGUGGGAUGAAGUGGCUUCCCAUGGUUUCUUAGUGGAGGAAAAACAUUUUUGGAUUGGUUUGUGUUUGACGUGGGAAGUUGCACUGUAUCUGCCUCAAAUAAGAGCCGGGCGUACAUUAUGUCCUUCCGUGUGCGGGCCAAGACUGCCUUCACGUUCAAGUGUAGUGUGCAUACACUAUUGAUCUCCGUGCGCUUUCACUCCGGACCCACCUUAAUCCAAACGGCGUCAGAAAAAGAAAAAACAAAAAAAAGGAGCUACGCUUCGGGACAUGGAACAAGUCAUGCAAGUUUUUAUUUGUGGGACAGUUCCACAAUGGGGUAUUACACGGAGAGACAAAAAAAGAAAAGACAA
Hippocampus zosterae (dwarf seahorse) is the source of this 7247-nucleotide messenger RNA. It is a transcript of the gene tnfaip3, whose product is annotated as tumor necrosis factor, alpha-induced protein 3. Bases 393 to 2852 code for a protein of 819 amino acids. Gene Ontology annotation, molecular function: cysteine-type deubiquitinase activity; K63-linked polyubiquitin modification-dependent protein binding; DNA binding. Gene Ontology annotation, cellular component: nucleus; cytoplasm. The transcript has 9 exons. Gene Ontology annotation, biological process: cell migration; protein K29-linked deubiquitination; protein deubiquitination involved in ubiquitin-dependent protein catabolic process. The record is from RefSeq and is a predicted model, not a curated record. NCBI's taxonomy places the organism in Eukaryota, Metazoa, Chordata, Actinopteri, Syngnathiformes, Syngnathidae.